Molecule: messenger RNA, 971 nt
Organism: Capra hircus (goat)
Lineage: Eukaryota; Metazoa; Chordata; Mammalia; Artiodactyla; Bovidae
Product: rhox homeobox family member 1-like
Exons: 3
Coding region: 193-699 (168 amino acids)
Biological process (GO): regulation of transcription by RNA polymerase II
Molecular function (GO): DNA-binding transcription factor activity, RNA polymerase II-specific; RNA polymerase II transcription regulatory region sequence-specific DNA binding
Source: RefSeq, a predicted model, not a curated record
GGCUACGCCCACCGCACGCGCCGUUCCUGGGGAGUCGCGUAGUCGACGCCGAAUAGCUAGCGCGUCGGCGUGGGCGUCAACGGCCGCAGAUCAGCUAUAAACUCCCAACGCCGCGAACCGGACCUCGGGGUCGUCGCCGUCAACAGCGCGGAGUUGGCCGAGCCACACAGCUGGUUGGACAGCGCUAGCGACAUGGACCGUGAGCCCAGAAGCCACCACGAAGACUCCGGUUACCUCAGCCUGGGAGUCGACGAGCUCCAGGAAGAACCUGAGACGAACCCCACCGAGGUCUCGGGCAUCGCAACAGGUGCCGCCGUCGAGGAGGAGUCGGGAUCAGAACCCGAGCCGGGAGCGGCGACAGCAGAACAGGGCCAGGUUGGGGCGGGAGCUCCCGACCCCGUGGUCGACGAGAUGCUGAAGGGCGGCGGCGGCGGCGGCGGCGGCGGCGGCGGCGGCGACGGCGACAGGGAGGAGUUUCCACAGGAGCCGAUGCAGGCGGACGGGGAGGAUCCGCAGCCCUCGGACAGGCAGCCACGCUUCCACCGCUGCUCGUUCCGCCGGCUGCAGCUGAAGGAGCUGGAGAGCGUUUUCCAGCGCAGCCAGUACCCCAAUGUGUUCGCUCGGAAGGAGCUUGCGAUUCCAAUCGAUGGGAGCGAAACCAAAGUGCAGUUCAGCAAGCCUGAAAACAACAAUUUGUGAGGGCAGCAAUUAUAAAACCUGCUUCAAGUCUUGGACACUUUCGUCCUAGACAUUCUCAAGUUUGUUUUUCUUUUUUUGAUGCCUUUUCCAUGUUUAGCAAAUAAGUUUUGAACUUUGGGGGCUUUGGCAAGUGGAAAUGGGAUAAGUAAACACCAGUUUAUGGAAAUUGCCAAUUAUUAGAAGUAAUGUGAUUUCCUAAAAGAGCAAGAAAAGGAAAUCACUGUUCCUAUUUCCUGUGAAAAAUUAAACAUAAUAAAGUUCAAUUUCCUUUA